This is a messenger RNA of Oldenlandia corymbosa var. corymbosa, 3488 nucleotides long. NCBI's taxonomy places the organism in Eukaryota, Viridiplantae, Streptophyta, Magnoliopsida, Gentianales, Rubiaceae. The record is from the annotation of a GenBank genome assembly.
AUGCAUGAGACCGUGUUAACCUCAGCAGAAUAUUAAAGAAGUCAACUUGUUAAAUAAUGUGGUACACGAAAAAGAACAAUAAAACAUACUAAUUUACAAGUUUUUGUUUUGAAAAUCUCCAAAAGAAUACGAUAAAUCUAGAGCACAGUAGCAACUACCAAACCGUGCUUUUUCAACUAGAAAAGUAGAAAGAAAGAAAGCAGCAAAAGAACUUAUCUGAAUAGCUCUCAACUUCUCCUCCAUCUGCUCCACUCUCUUCCUCCUUUUAAACAUAUUCCUAAGCCUCCCUCUCUCCAUAACCACUUCAUCUCCUUCUUUACCAGCUAAAAAGUUAGCAUUAUAAUCAUACAUUAAUGCUGAACUGAAUCAUUAAAGUAAGGAGAUUCCCAAUGGAAGAAUUUAAGAGCUGUCCUGCUUGGUCAGAUUGGUCUGCAGCAGAUGAACUUGUCAGGGAGCUUCUUGAUGAUGAAUCUCCUUUAUUCUUCGUACCAAGAAUGGGAAUGCAAUCCAACUCUAGCAACACUUCCAAUUAUUCAUCUACUUUAAACUGGGAUGUCUCUGCAUUUUGCUCAGCCCCAACUUCAGAAGAUACAGGAAAUGCUUUCUCCAUGACCAGAUAUAGAAACCAACCUGAUAAUAUUUCACAUUCCAGAAUUUCAUCAUCGGGGAGAGACUCGGGCAAGGGAAGUCACGAUGAUAACUAUAGGUAUACUCUAAGGAUAAAGAGUUGCGACAAUAAGGCAUUGUCUGAUGAUGGCUAUAAAUGGAGAAAAUAUGGCCAGAAAUCUAUCAAGAAUAGCCCAAACCCGAGGAGUUAUUACAGGUGUACAAACCCAAGGUGUGCUGCAAAAAAGCAGGUAGAACGGUGCAGUGAUGAUCCUGAUACCAUAAUCAUCACCUACGAGGGCCUUCACCUCCAUUUUGCUUACCCGUUUUUCCUACUAGAUGAACAACAACAGCACCCCAUGACUUCUUCACCCCUGAAAAAACAGAGGAAGUUAGCCCCUAGCACAAGUCCUAACUGGCAUGAGGACAAACCAGAAGCCAACAAGAAUAAUGUUAUUGUUGAGGAAGCAGAGGAAAGCACAGGGAACGUCACGAAUGGCACCGGCAUUCCUGUACUACCAACAGCUGCAGCCAUUGUUGGAGACUACGGGAAUGAAUUUGACGGCACAGAUGAGCACAACUUCAGUUCAAAAGGAGGCUUGCUUGAAGAUGUGGUGCCCUUCAUGAUUCGUAAUCCAUUGAAUACCGGGACUUGGUUCAAUUCCUCCUCCUCCUCUUCUUUUCAAUCUUCUCCAUCUUCACCACCUUCUAUUUCAUGGCCUCCCGACUCUGUACUUUAGGCUUUGAAGUUUACAAUGAAGAUAAAUACAUGAAAGUAUCUUUAGCUUAUCAUCACAUUAUACAUUUUCCUUCUGAAAAUACUAGAGCAAUUUAAUUUUAUUUGCUCAGGAAUUUACAAGUAUUACUUUUUUUUUCUUUUUCUUUUUGUUUUUUUUUUUUUUUUGAAGAAGAAGUAAUUUUGUUGAAGCUUUAGUGUAAUUUGAUGAUUACUGGCUAAUAUUGGCAGUCCCGACUAUAAUCAUAUCUGCCAAGUUAUGGCAUCAGUAAGGCAAUGAUACUAUGAUACUGUGCCUUGUAGGCUUGUACUUGCAUAGAUAUCUGCUGUAUAUGUCAAAGAUACACUUGUUUCCGCAACCACAGUCAGACGAAGAGAAAAUAACACGAAUUUGCUCCGGAAAAACUGUAGUGCAUAUUAUAGACAAUGGUAAAUAAUUAUGAUAUGAAUAUGAAAAGUCAGGGUAACAUGACAAAAUCCAGUUUUUUAAUUUGGAACUGAGCAAGGGGGAAUGGGUUGUGGCACUAUCAUGUUCCACUGUUCAAUUCCCAGUUGCAUGGCAAACUAUAUCGCCUUAUGCAACCCCUUUUCGAAGUUGAAAGUUGAUUAUACAGUACGGUAUAAAAUUCUGAAUAACAGUAUACUCAAAAGCAGAAGUGUAAAGAAAAACUAGAACAGAACUACUGAGAACAGAACUACUGAACUAAUGAAUCUUCUCCACUCACCACUCCUAUACAUUGGCCUUAACGGUUAACAACUUAACAUGGCUUUCUUCCCAAGUUGAAAAUACCCCUCACUUUGUCUACCCAACAUAACUAAUGAAUCUUCUCCACUCACCACUCCUAUAUAUUGGCCUUAACGAUUAACAACUUAACAUGGCUUUCUUCCCAAGUUGAAAAUACCCCUCACUUUGUCUACCGGAUCAAACUGCAAUCCUAAUUUUCAAUCCCAAAACAGGCAUCCUGGCAUUUGCAAUCCCAAAGCCAUCCUAUCCAAGUUACACACUAAAAUCAUCAAAUGUUUGAUAUCAACAAGAACAAUUUAGCCAAAGUCAAAACCAUUUUUCACCCCCAAUUCAUCAUCAACCAAUUCCAUAUAAAUGCAGAAGUUAACACAGGUUACAUAAGACGGCCAACAUAAUGAGCUCUAGGAUAUUUGUUCUUCAAUUGCGGCCAUUGCACAAACAACUGAUCAGCCAUACGCAGUUUGUAGAGAAGCAACGCACUCAAAGAAAGCCUCUUUACCCUGGCAAUGCUUUCAACAUAGAAAAUAUACGACCACCUAAUCCCAAAAACCUUAAAAAUAAAAGCGAUCACACAUAUAGGUAUACACGUUCCAGGUCCAUUGCACAGAAUCACUUGAGGCCUAAUCUUAAUCAUCAGCCACAAUGCAUGAGCUAUUGCAAGUAAAGUGGUACCAACAGAAGUUAGAUAAGAUUGACCCACCUCUCUGCUUCGAUAGAUCUGCAUAUAAUGAGCUGAUCCCACAACUUUUUCCCUUCCUCCCUGAUCAUCAAGCAAAGAGUUUUCCAGAACUUGGGCCUUCUGAAGACUCAUAUUGUCAGUAGCAGCGGCAAUAUAAUACCGUGGCUUAAAUCUCUCCUUCUGAAGAACAUUCAACAAAUUGAUCAUUUCUGCCGUAUGACCGCCGGAACCCAGAACGAUCAGGGUACUGAGAUGCUGCUGGCUUGAUGAAUUGGGAUGACGGGGCCGGGCACUCCGGUGUAGGACGUACAAAACCCGGAUCACAAAUACUGUGACGAUCCCAAUCACAAGAAGAGCGGUUAGGUUUGAAGCUGAGACGGAGAGACAAUUACUGAUACUAUUCUCCAUUUCUAACUGACUCUUUAUAGGACGAUUCCGGUACAAUUUGCCUCCCCAAUUUUCAGAUCGUUAUCAAGUCCGGCGAUUCGAACCAGUCGAAUUCGAUCUAACGGCGGCGGCCGGGAAGGGAGGCUGGGGCCUUGGGAAUUAUCUCUUUCCUCGAAUACUAAAAUGGUCCGAUCACAUCGCUCUGCUCAUGGGCCCUUUUACGUGUUCAUUGGACCAUCACUUAGAAGAAAUUUGGGUGGUAUCCAUAACUUUAAAGCCCAAUUAAGUUUGUGACUGCUAUAACCCAAUGUUCAAGUCGAUGAGUAAAAAGUUGU